Solenopsis invicta (red fire ant) is the source of this 656-nucleotide messenger RNA. RefSeq names its product fatty acid synthase. The transcript has 3 exons. The annotation marks the transcript as partial. Gene Ontology annotation, biological process: fatty acid biosynthetic process. The record is from RefSeq and is a predicted model, not a curated record. Gene Ontology annotation, molecular function: fatty acid synthase activity. NCBI's taxonomy places the organism in Eukaryota, Metazoa, Arthropoda, Insecta, Hymenoptera, Formicidae.
AUUGUUUCCCCCUCACUCAAUUGAAUCAUUUUCAACAUACAGAUACCUAUAAAAGAUACCAAACGUCGAAGGAGAGGUCAGAAAUCUCUUCGUCUCUUUGGAGAUAAGUUCUUCUUUUUGGCAGCGAUUCACAGCAACGUGCAACGAUCGAGAAUAAAAGAAGGUCCAUUCGAGUCUUCUACAGCAAGAUGUCUACUCAGUCUGAAAGUGUCAACGGUCCUAAGACGCGAGAGUCCGCGAUUGAAAAUGAAGUACCAUAUUCUGAAAGUGAUAUUGCUAUUACGGGAAUAUCAGGUCGUUUGCCCGAGUCAUCUACUAUCGAAGAGUUUAAGGAGAAUCUCAUGAAAGGAAUAGACAUGGUCACCGAUGACGAGCGCCGUUGGCCAACGGGUCUUUACGGGCUACCAGCAAGAUUUGCCAAAAUAAAGGAUCUCAGCAGCUUUGAUGCCACUUUUUUUGGAGUUCAUUGUAAACAAGCAAAUGUUAUGGAUCCGCAGCUUCGUUUAAUGCUCGAAGCAACAUACGAAUCUAUAAUUGAUGCUGGUAUCAAUCCUACAACCGUGAGAGGAUCGCGUACCGGUGUAUUUGUAGGAAUAUGUAACUCGGAAUCGGAAGAAUUUGGGAUGAGGGACCCAGAGGCCAUAAAUGGUUUGUAU